Molecule: messenger RNA, 969 nt
Organism: Heterocephalus glaber (naked mole-rat)
Lineage: Eukaryota; Metazoa; Chordata; Mammalia; Rodentia; Bathyergidae
Product: olfactory receptor 7A17-like
Biological process (GO): G protein-coupled receptor signaling pathway
Cellular component (GO): membrane
Molecular function (GO): G protein-coupled receptor activity; olfactory receptor activity
Source: RefSeq, a predicted model, not a curated record
AUGGAAUCACAAAAUGACACAAGAGUUUCAGAAUUUCUUCUUCUGGGAUUUUCAGAGGAUCCAGAACUUCAGGCCCCAAUAUUUGGACUUUUCCUGUCUAUGUACUUGAUCAUCCUGCUUGGGAACCUGCUCAUCAUCCUUGCCAUCUUCUCAGACUCCCACCUGCACACAACCAUGUACUUCUUCCUCUCCAACUUGUCAUUUGUAGAUAUCUGUCUUACAUCAACCACCAUGCCAAAGAUGAUGGUGAAUAUCCAGAAACAAAGCAAGGUCAUAACUUAUGAAGGCUGCAUCACCCAGACUUAUUUUUUUACAUUGUUUUUGGGGUUGGAAAGCUUUCUCCUGGCUGUGAUGGCCUAUGACCGGUUUGUGGCCAUAUGUCACCCUCUGCACUAUACAAUCAUCAUGAAGUCCCAGCUCUGUAGAUUGCUUGUAUUGGCAUCCUGGAUCAUGAGUGCCCUGAAUUCUUUGUUACAAAGCUCCAUGGUGCUGCGGCUGACCUUCUGCAUAGAGUUGGAAAUUCCACACUUUUUCUGUGAACCUAAUCUGUUGGUUUAUCUUGCUUGUUCUGAUACUUACCUCAAUUAUUUGGAGUUGAAUUUGGUAGCUGGACUGCUGGGUGGUGGAACCCUUGCUGGCAUCCUUUACUCUUACUCUAAAAUAGCUUCCUCCAUACGUGCAAUCUCAUCAGCUCAGGGGAGGUAUAAAGCAUUUUCCACGUGUGCAUCUCAUCUCUCAGUUGUCUCCUUAUUUUAUUGUACACUACUAAGUGUGUACUUCAGUUCUGCUGUCACUGAAAAUUCACACUCAAGUGCAACAGCCUCGGUGAUGUACACUGUGAUCACCCCCAUGCUGAACCCCUUUAUCUACAGUCUGAGAAAUAAAGACAUAAAGAGAGCUCUGAAAAAUUGCUUUGACAGAGGAAUUAUAGAAUCCUCUAUUGUUGUGGGACUAAAGAAGUUGUGUUAA